AUGGCAGAAACAGCACCUGCAGAGAAGACACCAGCGGAGGGAGCACCGGCGGCAAAGGAAGAGGAGGCAGUGCCUACGCCGCCAGUUAAGCAAACCAGAUCCAUCUAUUUGACGGGCUUUGGAGGACCGAAAUAUGUACGUCUCCAGGCCAAAGACCAGAAGACGGUUGGGAAGGGAGAGAUAGCAGUAGAAGUCGAAGCCUGGUGAGUUGGAGGCCUAAAACAGUAGGUUCCUAAUUUGGUAAAUGUAUCUAACGAAAAAGUACUAAAACAGAUCUAGAUAAUGAAUUGUAGCCUAUAUAUAUUAAGUUAACUGUCUAAAACGAUAUUGUAAACUUGGUCUUGGGGAUCAUCCCGAAUUUUACGAAGAACUAUAGGCGUGUGUCUGUGUUCCAUUUGACAAGUGAAUGGUGUUUAAAGUACCCACUUAAGACCUAGAAAACAUUAUUAAUAUUUAUAAAGAAUAACGGGUGGAUAUAUUUUGAGAUCAACAAUUUUGUCUUGCCUGGUUUAACUAUUACUGAGCUGGAAGGAUCUACUGGAGGCGAUGAGUUAGGAAAUGAAAAAACCCUUCAACGAGAGAAGCAGGUAAAUGAAAUAUCAAUAGCGAUUGACAGGAGAUUUAAAUUAAAGCCAAUUUAUGCCGAGAGACGCAAGGACAUUCUAACCACCUGUACGGGCAAACUAACCCUCCACGUUAAAUGUAAGAUCACCUACGACCCGAAAUUCGAAUAGGAGUGCCACUUACUCAGCGAGUUAUUUUAGCACCUCUUCCAAAUUUUCGGGUAAAGUCAAUGCAAUUCAUUAAAAAGGUGCACGAAUAUUUGCUUUUUUAUACCUGUUCUGCGCGAACUUAUGUUUCAAUCUAACUUUAAAGAGAACUGCAAUUGUAAAAACUCUUCAGACGUUGUACAUUAUUUUCACUCCCUCUUAUCAACAAGCUGGUUGAGUAUCUACGUCAGAUAUAAAAUGUCAUGCGAGUCAAAAGCCUCUUAAAGGAGAAAUCAGAAAAUAUGCGAAAUUGUUACGGAGUUGAUACAUAGAAUGCGUUUUAUUAAUUUUGAUAGCCAGCACAGACGUGCGUUUGGCUCUGAGUUGGCAGAAAUGAACAAAAUUCCAAAAACGAAGAAUUUCAUGCACAAAUUUUAAGGGGUGUGUAAUUCCCAACAAGAUAGGUACGCAAAAUGGUUUUUUUUUUCUGAAAUAGGUGGUGGAUUUUUAGAGGCAUUAUAAGUCAGUCGGUACCCGCCCACCGAUAAAAUAUCGUUGAUCAAAGUGCUUUACAGAGGGUGUUUGUCAAACCGAAGUCGGUACACUGCCCUUUAAAUUGUAACAAUGAAUUAUAUGCUCUGUCCGUCGAUUUCGCAACCUCACUUGAAUGGUUUUUUGCGACAAACCACCCUUUAAAGAACUCCAUUAAUAUUUCUUAGCAAAACCUCGCGCGAUACAUCACUAGAUCAUCCGAAAAUCGCUUCUAACAGCAAGAUUCCAAACGAUGCGGUUACGCUAUACACAAUUUUUUCGUGAGUUUUCCCUAAAAAACAUUAAUUGAAACACACAUACACUUUGUUUAACUUUAAAACGGAUUUUUAAAGCGCUUUUUAUCAUAUGUCCAUUUCACACACUUGCAAUGAGAUCGGCGUAUUUUUCAUGGUUUGGGUCUGUAGUUAUAAAACAGAAAACACCUUUUGUUAGUGCAGAGUUUUCAGCAACUGUCCACCCAAGGUCUUUAAUAGCAGCUUCAUAAACCCAAUCGUUUAGAAACAGCCUUAAAAUUUUCAAAGGUGAAGAUACUCGGUCAGCGAGAUGAAUAUGCAUAGUAGAACUGUGGUCUCGAUGACUGGUUUGUUUGUCGCGAGCACUUUUGUAAUCCUUACGCUUACAGCACUUCGUAUUCACAUUCGAUAGCUCAUUUACCUCUAAGAGACAGCUUUUCAAACUUACUCCUCAAUGCUACGCCUCCUUAUUGUCAAGCCGGCCAACUUAAUCAAGUGACCAUCAAAAAUAGAAACCAACACUUCGAAUUGUUAGCAAUCAAACGCUACAGUAUUUGCAUCUUUAAGUCUAAGUGGUGUUUUUCAUUACUGUGCCUUUCUCUGUGUCACCUCGGAUUUCUCCGCUACUGGGUUACGUCGCUUUGGUUUGCCUAAAGAACUAGCUGGUUUUCUCGUGCGCUCUUUCAUUUCUCAUUGUCACCAUUGAUUGUAGGACAUAUUUUAUGCUACGAAGAGUCUCAACUAUUCCUAGUUGACGGCAAGGCGUCUUUCUGAUAGCCAUGAACGUCUUCAGUAAUUAGCGGGCAGCUGCAUUGAUGUGAACGUAACGUGAUAAUCUCGCAGCUCCAGUUUUACCGGACUCAACCUGUAUUCUUAAAUGGCCGCAAUAAUUGAACUCUCUUUACCUUUGCCUGAGGCGGUCAGACGUUCUAUCUCCCCUUCCUCGUCCUCGUCCCCCCCUCCCCCCUCCCCCUCCUCUCCCCCUCUUUCUUUUUUAUUCUUCUUUUCCUUUUCGUCUUCCUUUUCUUCGGAUAAUUAUCCAUCUUAUGCAUUCAAAACUAAAAUGCUGACAACAUCGCAAAAACUACCUCCGAAGUCGCAAAGUGUUGCAGUUGCAUCCGCAACAGGCGCACCCCACUUCUUCGACGGCCCCACGUCUUUCAACGUCACCAGAUGGCCCAUUGACGAAGACGCCAGGGGGCAAUCAGUUAUCCAUAUACGCUCGCCGUGACCUCACGUUAUCUGAAGAAAAUCAGUUUACGGAGCGCGCUGCGGGGGAGGGAGGGUUAUCGGUCAAGUUGUGAAAUCCCCUAUCAUGACCUCUUCACCUUACCUCUUCGCGAUAAGGGAGCAGAAAACCUCUCCCAGGAGGACGUUGUCCUGAAAAGGAUAGUGGCAGGCCGUAUUUCCGCACCCAACUUCUUGCCGCAAAUAAAAACCUCGAGACGAGGAGGCUGUGCUCCGUGAGGAAAAAACAUGUUGCGUCGAUUGGGAUUAUUUCCGAGUUAACCGCACCAAGCCUUAUGAGUAACUGCGAUAAAACUAGCAAAAUGCAGUGAAGGCGACCACAGAAACAAAGCUUAUCUGAAAAUAAAAAAGAUUGAAAAUAUCAAUAAAGCUCACCAGUACCAGUAUUAACACUACUCAAAGUGACAGGUUGGGAGUAUUUUGCGGUGGCAUUUUUAUUGUUAGGAGAAUAUUUUGAAAGGCAGUUUCGGAAGAGUUGUGGACGCGGUUGAUUUAGUUCGGAGUAGUUGCGUUUGGUAUGCCGAUGAUCAAGCCUCUACCGGUUAAUGUUUGCGCUACAUCUGCAUGAAGAGAUGGGCAAGAUUUUUUGAUGUAUAAAGGGAAAGGGUGAAGGUUUGAAUAAAGGAUGGAUGUUCUUAUAAACUACAAAUAAAGACGUCCAUUUCGUAGUUCGAUGUGAAUCAAGAGCUCCUGAGUAGAUUAGCGAGGAGCAACACUGUGAUUCAUGAUUAGACAAAAUGUGAACUGAUGACUGAACAUUACCUUCAGAAACAAGGCGAAUAGCAGUUGGGGAAGUUUCUAGUCUGCAGCUAAGACCACCACCAGCUGGAAAAUAUUUAUUGCGUUUGACCAAGGAAUGCAUAAAACUGUUGCAGGCAUGCGGUCUUUUCUGUCCAACAGUUUGUUCUAGCAGCCUACCGCGAGAGCAUUUCAUCAUUAUAUGUUCAAUUAUUUCGCAUUAACACUUGGUCAGUGUCAGCCAGAACGAACUAAAAAAACUCUUCGGAAUCAUUUCACCUGCAUAUCACGAUGACACGAUGUAUUUGGUACGCGGGUUGAAUCCACUGCUCAUUUCUAUUUAAAUUACUCUCAGAGUCAAAUAAAUGGGUCCGUUUUUAAGACAAUUCUAGCGAAACCUAGCUGGCAGCGAGGAGAUCUAAAUGCCACUGCCCCUCUUAUGGCAACACUCGCUAAAUUUAAAGCGUAAAUUUUUACCCAAACGCGGACUGUAUUAUUGCGUUAUUGUAAUGUGGAGAUAGUCAGUUGCAUCUUACAAAUACAUUUCUUAUCUUUAAAUAAGCAGACAGUAAGCGAGCACAACGUAACCCACUGUCAUCAAAUCACCCCCUUUGAGGAAAUCUCAGGGCUGUGUAAUCGCAUAAUUCAUAAGCCUUAUUCGUUCCAUUGGUCCUUUUUCGAUCAGGAGGCAAGGUUCGGCCGUUUUCAGUGCAUCUGCCAUUUACAAAUGAUUUUUGGCUGCGCAGGACUUGUUUAGUGAUCUAUAUGCUGUCAGACUUGCAAGGAACAGUUUUUGUCGAGUGAUGAAUCGUUGCUUUUGGCAUUUUAUGCGUAGUCAAGAGCUCGCAUGUAAGCAUAGGAAUAAACACUUUCAACAUCCUGAAUUUCAUGAUUUUAAAUUCUGACAAUGUGUGUCGCGGCACCCCAUAAUUUACAGACAAAUGAUGUCACAGAUAAAAAAAUUAUGCUAAGUGUUCGCAGAGUUAAGAUCCAGGAAUGGGGGAAGUUGAAGUGUCACUGCGCAACAAACUGCCCUGUAUUCUUGUAGGUGAUCGCCCUGGGGAGUCGGUGCAGGCAAGCCCAGAACAGUUGAGUGGUGCAGAUAAUUGUGCCUGGAGUCGCUCACAUACGUUGUGAAAAUAGCAAUGCUUGGCAAAUGGGUAAUUCAAGAUUUUAGGGAGACAGAUUUCGAGCUGCUGUUGCGAAUUAGAAGCGAAUUGCUUUUGCGAAUUUUCAGUUGUCGAAAAUUAAUUUUUAAUUUAACCAAAAAAAGAUUUGUAGAGUGGUUUAACAAGGGUAAACGCCCCUACACUUGCCAAAACACGACCUCUAGCCGAAUAAAAUCAAUAUUCUCACUUUUUUGAUCUCCGUUUGGAUAAAUUUACUCCAGCUCCUUCAGAGCGGUUUGUCGUCUUGUAAGAGAAGAAUACGAGUUCACAGAGAGCACAAAGCGUAUAACAGCCCAUUUUACAUAAUGGAAAUUUUUUCGCGUCAGAUCCAAAUACCAGGAUGGACUCUUUUUACAUACUUUAAUAAAUAGCAUGACCUAGAAUGACUUCUUGAGGUGUAAGGCAGAGCAGCUUCAAAGGACACUGCAGAAAUGGAGGACAUCAUCUGUCUUUAUGCUCUUUUUAGUGGUAUCGGUUUCCUGGACGUGAUGACAAGACAAGGUUUGCUGGAAGUGACGGGGAAGCCGCCAUUUGUCAUGGGCAGCGAGUGCUGUGGCAAGGUCUCGGAGGUCGGCGAGGGUGUCACCAAAUUCAAUGUAAGUGCUACAUAUUCAACCGGUCUUCCUUCAGUCAUAAAUCGCCAAUUGUAACUAUAACCCUUUAUGGCCAUGUUGACUGUGUAGUACGCCCAGCUAUCUAGGCGACUGUAAGGUCAUUCUGAUCGAUUGACUGGAGUUACCUUUGGCGGUUGGUCGGGGAUUUCCUUCAAUACAUUUUAAACCAAAGUAUGCAGAAGCCAACAUGUUCAUCGUAGUGAUCGUCUGUUUCGGCUUUGUUUUGCACCCCACUAGUCAGUAGGCUUUGCCAGUUUGGCAAAGGUACCACCUUGUUGAGGUGCGAGUUACUGACAAAAUAAAACAUCCACGUCAUUCGAUUUUGAUGGCGGCAGGCAGUUUUCACAAAUUUCCUGCUCUAUAGACGAAUUUCAUCUGGUUUCAUAACUCAAAUCGACUUCACUAGGGGAAUCGAGUAUUCAGUCCUCGACUGCGCGAAGUGUCUACCUUCGUCCUGGUUUUUAAUCGCAUAUAUUCGUCCGUAGUGUAUAAUAAAGUGGUCUGAAAAUACCUGAGAAGUGGCUGAUGAUCGACGGCACCCAGUAUUCAUAGGACUUGGAUUUUUAUUAGCAUGUGAAAAAAUAUGAAGCCUUGGAGUCGUUUCUGCCUUGUUUUCUAACUAGGCAAAUAAUAAGAAAUUUAAAAGGGUCUUUUACUUAAGAGUAUAUCUUGACAAAUAAUUAAUGAAUAACUUUACACCCACUCUAUGCUUACAUCCUUGGAGUUCCUAAAUAAAAAAUAGGGAUUGACACGCAAAUGUUACUCACUUAUCAGCAAUUUAUCCAUUCACAGUUUCAGCCAGUUUCCAAACAAACGUAAUAGCGCACGCUGGUAGAGGACAAGACAAAGUUCUUCCCCAAGACGACCGUCUGUCAUCUAUUAAGGAGGCUCUUCAUCUCGAUUUACUCGGGCGCAUGUGUGCCUGAUUCAAAAUCCACCCAGUAAAACCUUAAUUAUUGAAGAAAUGGUUGUUGAUGUGGGCAAUACAGGAGCUGCGCAUUUCAGUUUCAUACGCGCUUGCAGGUGUAAGCUAGCCCCUGGGGACUCGUAACUUGUAUCUCACUUACUUCAAGCCAAAAAAGGGCAGAAAAACAUCUGAGCAGAUGUUUCCGAUAUACCUUCUGCUUUCAAACCUUUACAACUGAGCAAAACUCGCAUUUGAAUGCGUAAAAGGUGCGGGUAUUGAUACUCGCGAAAAAAAGCCUGACUGCGAAUCAAGGACCACAUUUGCUUGAUUCGGUGUUGACCAUAAUCAAAAACACCUCUUGUUUAUCUGCCCUCCAUAAGUAGCUCUACAUACAUGGCAGCGCCUCCACCAUUCUUCGAAAGCGGAUAAAGGCCCACCCAAAUGCAUGCUCGAUGUUUUGACUAGCUUAGGCCACAAGUGAUAGGGCUGCGGUUCUUCAAUGCGUGCCUUGGCGUUCUGUACAUGGUAUACCGACUGAAGUUCAAAAAGUAUUUUCGAUUAUGAUAGAGCACUUAAAAGGCUUCAUACAACCAAUUAUCGUGCAGCAUAUUCCCCGACAUUUUAGUCAUGCAAGAAUGCCGGAUUUUGAAUAAGCUCCCUUUCCACUGCUUGGAAAUCUACACUUUGCAAAAAAGGACCUUUUGUGUAGUGUUCGGGGUUACUAAAUUUUCGAAUAUAUUUUUAUCAAAUAAUGCACAAAGUAUUUUUUUCUUCAAUUGGCGACGCAUUACGUGUUUUUCAAAUUUUCCCCUUGAAGUUGAAUGGUCUUUGGCUUUCAAAAAUGUUUUUGAUCAUCCGUUUUAAAGACCCUUAAUUCAUAAAUUCUCACAUGGCUCUUGAAAAGCACACAACAUAGUUCACAUCCACAGUAAGCUUUAUAAGGCCUAUUUGUCGUCUCAAUAACGGCGAGUUUUCUCAUAAGGCAGCCAUAAAUUUUGUAAUUUAUAAACUCUGAAUGCGGGUGUAAGAGAAAGUCGGAUUCGAAGGUAUUUGGGAAAUGAGACAUUUUUAAAAUCGAAAGAUGUCCUCCCUUCAAGUACGGAAUUAGAAAACAAUUAAAUAUCUACCAAAUGGAUUCAAGAAAGAAUACUUAUUUCGUGUUUUUAAAUUAUGUUUGGAUUUAUAAGGACAUCGAAAUCAUUUGGAGAAAUUCAUACUACUUAAGUAGCCAUUUUUUCGAGUUAACUUUUUGCUGGCGACUGAAAAGGACCCCCUUCAAGAGCCAAAGUCCUGACACAGCUGAAAUAUACUUGGGUUACGUUGCAUUAUAAUAAAUAUUAGGACCAAACAUAUGUAGUCUUUUCUUAUCAGAAAGAAAUAUUAGCAUUUCAAUUAACACUUCACGAGAUAACACAUCUACUGGGCAUGCUGGACACCAUAAUACAGGCCAUUAUCCUAAGUUAAGCCAAUUCAAAUUAUAUUACUACUAGUGCUUUUUAACUUCAGAGUUGGCAUUGUGUAAUUAAUUAUUUGAAGUUUACUGUUCUUCACUCAAGUGAUCAUUGCAACGUCGAGUUGAGGCCUAAAAAUUCAGUAUUGGACAUCUCUCCGUAGGUCACUUGCCCGAUAGUUAUGUGACGUCUAAUGUCCACUAUUUUCGCCCUUUUUUCGUAUUGCGACAGCUUGAUGAGCAAAGAGUACUACUUGCAAAGAAAUUGUUUUUCGAUUUACAACAAAGAGGCACAUCUGAUUAUAGUCAGAACGGUGGUUUGGUUUGGGCGGAAUAUACCGAUCGCGGUAAAAUCUGACUGUUGUGCAAAACGAAUAUCUCCCGUUAAAUUAAAUGCACUAUCACAAAUUGCACUCACCUGAGAUGGAAGGAAAUUGUGACUGGAUUUGGGCCAGAACGCCAAAAUUAAAUAAACGGUUCUGUGUUGAGCGCAGAAGUCCUUUCAUUGCACCUUCAUAAUCCGAUCAUUUAUCGACAUUUAGGUUUAUGCAGACGACGAUUCGGCGGCGACGAUUAUUAGUGGCCAUAAUAUCCACAAAAAUGACUGAGAACAACGAUGCCUUUGUGCAGCGUGAAUAUUCGGCAGUAAUCAUUGACACCUUUUUGGUGCAUUUCAUAGGUUGGAGAUGAAGUGGUCGUGCUCUGUGAUGGCGGUGCCUGGACCGAACGACUCGUCAUAAGCCCAAUGUGCGAAAAAUUGGAGGAGGAGAAGGAGGCAGAGGCGAGUGGCACUGAGGCCGCUGAGACGAAGACCACCGUCGUGACCGCCGCCCCGCCCGCACUGGUGCUGCCCAAACCCGCCUGCCUGACUGACUUUCAGGCAGCUAUAGUCCCAAUGUCAUACCUGCCGGCCUAUCUCCUUCUGCAUCGAGUGGCCUGUGUUCGACCUAACGAUGUUGUAUUGGUCCAUUCGGCCGGCGGCGGCGUUGUAAGUUAUUCUUAUUAUACUCGGAGUGGUACUUUGAGUAUUAUGACUCGUACGCUUAGUUGCCUCCAUGUAGGUUUCGGGUCUACUAUUUUGAAAAGUCCUCCGCUCUAUUGCGUCCUACUUCUAUUACUUCUUUAAACUUCAAUCCUCUUGCCUUAGUUUUUUACUAAUGAUUUUACCACUAUCAAUAAUUACAUUACGACUGCCUAUACUACUGCUGCUACUUCUGUCACUACUAUUGCCAACGGGCUUCCGACGCUGAUGUUGCUGUUACUGGUGCCUUUGCUAAUGUAGUUACUACCUCCACAACUAAAACUACUACUUGUACUAGUGCCACCUCUGCUAUUACCGUUAAUAAUACCAAAACCCCUUCUUUUCCGUCUACUUCACCUCCUUCUCGAACCCGCACUCUUGUAUGCUUCACGCUCUUGAUGUCUUUUUCUAACAACAAUCAUGUAGACCACUGUUUGGCGACCUUACGAUUAUCGUUUUCCAUCUUCCUUGUUCUCUGUCUCUGACUGCCAUCUUAGUCACCAGCAACUCCCUCCCGCGUCAUUUCUUCAUUUGUUUUAUAUUUCUAUGCUAAAAAACGACGUUUACUUGAGUUUUUUUCCCAUAAGAAUCUUCAUUCGGUAAUUAUCGUCUUAAGUUUCUCGUAUAGGCCGUCUCCACGAAGCUUUUUUUUGUUGUCCGUUUUCACCCUAAAAGUAGACUUCGGCUAAACUUGAGGUCAAAACCUCAAAACGGAUUAUGCUUUUGAUGGAAGCUCCCCAGCAGAGACUACAUCAGCAAUUUAGAUGUGAUAUUGUCUAAAGCGGUAACUUGAUAACGGUUAUACACUCUUCCCCAACUCAUUUAGGGCACGGCUAUUGGACAACUGGCUAAACUCAUUGGGAAUGUGAAACUCAUCGGAAUAGCAUCUGCGAACAAGCACGAAAAACUCACGCCUCUUUAUGAUCAGCUGAUUAACACCAGUCAGGACUAUGUCGCCGAGGUCAAAAAGUAAGUGUCCGUCUCCAGAUGCUUGUCUGUGUAGAAUGUAGUGCGUACGUACAAUAAGAUGCAUUUCUUGGGAGAUUAAAACUGGCACUAGGCAAUUUUUAAAAGCAUGAAGACAAAUAUCCGUAGUGCUUUAUUUGAAAACGUGCCUAAGUGCUUCCUUUUACGCCCCCACGAUAAUUAGACCGUCGAAAGAGACAAGGUAUACCGCGAGGCGUUUUCAGCCGUGACUGCACGUGAGUUUGUUUAUAGUGAGGCAGAUUUGUGGUAUACAGAACUGCCUCUCACCUCCCAAGCCCCAAACUCUCUGAUGGCAAAAAAUCAUGGGGGGAGGGGGGCGCAGCGCACGACCAAACUAAAUAGCCUGCCUCAUUGGGGUAACACAUUGUCCCCUCCCCUUUACAAAAGCAACAAACUAACUUUAAGCUUGGAAGUUGGACCUUACUCUGGUACGAUUCUAAUAAAGACCAUAUCGAGAAGACGCCCCUGCAGUCGGGCUCUCGUUUCAAUGAAGGAGCAAGUUGUCUCUUUAAAUGGCAACCUUCCGACCGACGACCGUUGGCGUGUCGUGGUAGGUUCAAACGUACUCUAUUUAACACAGUGGGGCAAGCGCAUCUGUGUUAUGACAAAGCAUUCUCCUGGAUAAAUCGCUCCCUAACAGACACAUUCGCGUCCGCACACGCUGGACAAAGCCCGAUAAGAAAGCGUUGAAAGCCAAUGCGGUCCCAAGUUGUUCGAGAGCAGCUAAGCUGUCAAAUAUAGGGGCUCAGGUAAAUGUGAACAGUCAAUUCUUGGAUCAAUAAUUGGACGUUUUCUUGCAAUCUUUUGAUAGACUUAAUAGAGACUUUGGAAAAUCUUGACAUUUAUCUUUUUGACUCAGAAGCCAACUUUUCAUUUCCUCUGUGCAUAUAUGUCUGUCAGCCAAAAAACAACGAGGCCGACCAGUGUUUUCAGGGUGCAGAAGUGACCUUUGUGUGACCUAAAUCACGGGGAAGGAGACUCGCCCACCAUUUAUAUAAGUUAUUAAGACACAAGACACAGACUAUUAGUACACGAGUUCUGCGGCUACUAUAACGGUAGACGGAUUCACGCGCGACAUACAGAUGCCAGCCCCUACACAGGCAAUCCCGACAAAAAAUACAGUAGGAUCGCCAUAGAGACCAUAUUAGGAAACACCAAUCACGCUUUGACUAUCACCACGAAGGAAGGUCAACUGGUCUUUUGUCAAUUUUAAACAUUUCAAAACACGACUUCUGACGCGUCAGAUUUUGGCAUACAGGAUAACGAAGGCAAUCGAUCAGCGCUGAAUCACAUUUCACCCCGUAGUCCCUGUUUCGUAGAAUAACAGCGGCAGCCCGAAGGGAAGUCAGAUCGUGACCGGCAGCUGAAAUGGCACGAUAACUCCGUUCAAUAUCGUCCAAACCAGUGUUUGACUGCCGGUUAGGUCAAAAGCUAUGACGCAGCCCAUUAUAUGGCACAGUCCAAAAAAGAGUCAAUAUGUCGAAAAAACCACUUUCGUUAAUUUGAAAAUAGCUAAGAUGCGCGAAAAGGAAUUCCCCCUCAUGAUAGGCUAGAUUUUAGGAAAGGUGCUCAUUUCUGUAUCAUCACCCUCAUCCUAACGCAAACCGCAGCCCUAUCUGUAGCUCUAACUCUAAUCUUUAGCAUAAUUAGAGUCCCCCUGGAAUCGGACGAAAGGCCAAUUGUAGCGCAGAGGAUUCCGGCUCUUGCGUCCUGAAACCAAACGCACGAAUUUUUUGUUUUUGAAACCUAAAACACAGAAAUUUCUACCAAAACUUCAUUUUUCUCGAAAAAACGUUGCAUUACUGCGUCUGCAUAACUUGACUUUAAGAAUGUUAUUGUCGACAAAGACAAGGGAGACUGGAAUGGCCAUUUCUGGCCUGUUAGCCGUCGUCAGUCAAUCAUGCCCAACUCCGAAAUGUUGAACACCUGGGGCUCAAACUCGCAACCUGUCAGUUAGGAGUCCAACGCCUCUAACCACUGGGCCACGAACCAGUUGCCCUGUUGGUUUUCGAUCGAGGAUAUACAAUGGUGGAAGGUGCUCACCGAUCGUUCUUACGGAAGUCACUCGUUCCGUUGUGCCUGAGGGGCUCUCUCUCUCGAGCCCAACCAGCAGCCGUACAGCUGCGCAUGAUAUAGGCAGAAUGGUAUUACGGACAAAGACAAGGGAGACUUGAAUGGCCAUUGCUGGCUUAUUAGCCGUCGUCAGCCAGUCAUACCCAACCCCGCAAUGUGGCAAACCCAAGGCUCGAACUCGCGGCCUGUUAGUUAGAAUUCCACGCCUCUACUCACUGGGCCACGAGCCCGUUGCCCUGUUGGUUUUCGAUCGAGACUAUACAAUGGUAGCGGCGCUCACCGAUCGUUCAUACGGAACUUACUCGUUCCCUUGUGCCUUAAGAGCUCUCACUCUAGCCCAACCCGCAGCCGCACAGCGGCACAUGAUGUAGGCAGUAUGUUUUUACCGAUAAAGCCCAGGGAGAUUGGAAUGGCCUCCUGGCUUAUUAGCCGUCGUCAGCCAGUUCUUUUAGGCAACAGACAGAAAUAGCCCACAUGAAGUAAUCGUGUACGUCGCAUCGAUUGCCGGGGAAGGAGAGCAGAGGGCGGUCGUGCGGCGGGCACAAAGGUUACUUUCUUGCGCCAUCCAUUUGGGAAUGCUGGCAGACACACAUACCAAAGGCACUGCAAUUGGCCGGAAGUCCGCCACCUGCAGAUAAUUUCGAAAGGGCGUCCUGUCGGCAACCGGGCUCUAUCACAGUGCUUGGCAUUUGCGAGAAAUGUCCGUUUUGGGCCACGUCCUUUUGAUUUCAGCCCUGCGACCGGCGACGUGCCCUGUUAUGUGCCGGCCUGUUUUCUUCGUGACUGUCAACCUCCCUCACGCACAUCCCGCCAGUAUACAACGUAAACACUGUCCGAGUGCGAGUCAGUUAUGUUUUGCAGUCGCAUGACUCAUUCUCAGUAGGGCAGCGCAAUCUCAGUGUGUGGUAGCCUACCACCCGAACGGCUGCCGCUUAGCGGUGCGGUGCGGACGACGGUCAGUAAUGCUUUAAAACCGUUUUUCAGGCCGAUCGGGGGAGGGCGUUAAGUGUUUAAACAUACUCCGAAUUACGGAAAUCAUAACAUUGAAAGCAAUCAGUAUAACAUUACCGCGAAAAUACCUCUUCUUUACACGAUCGUAAGGCAUCGAAAUAAAUUGCGUCCGUUCGUUCUUCUCAUAGUCAACACCUGGUUGAUUUAAAGUGUUGCUGAUAAGGGUCGUUUCAGUUAUCUUGAAAUUAUAAUGGUGUGGUUUACUUCCGAACCCCUGAGUCAGAAAUGACUUACGGAUCUGUCAUUGACAACAUAUGCAUGAUUAAAAUAAAGGCCAGGCGGCACAAACCCUACCUAGCCACGGACGUACUCCCCCCCCGCAAGGACGAGCGAUAGAAAUGUUCACAAGUUGCUGCACUCAAGUAGUCUCUGAUGAUGAACUCCAGUUCGAGUUCGAAAGCUCAGGCAAAUAAAUCAACUGCCCCAGUGAUCGUGCCUUUGCCUUCUCUUAAAGAAUUGAUUCUUUAGUUUCAAUUGAAGGGCAGCGUGUGUUAAAGCACUCUUUUCGGAUUAAGUCAAAACAAAAUUUGGUCCCCUUGAUAAACGCCUACUAUGAAAGGUGUGACACCCCCACCAAUUCCAGGCUGACGCUAAUAUGACGACGAUUCGACCUGCGCGCCCGACGAUGUCCAGUGUGUGCCCCACGGCAUUGUGAAGCAGGCACGGUGAAUUGCGCGUGAAUUAGUUUAUAGGGGUGGUAAACUUGCGCGGCAUCUACCACACUCUCUCCUUCUCCGCACCUGGGCCGGUGUCAGGACAGUCAAGAAGCUGUGGGCGCGAUAGCGCACAGGUGACUGGCACGAUUGGACCCACACCUAGGAGUAGUACCACACCCCUUGGUUCAAAGCAAACACCUGAUGAGGAUUUUCACCAACAACAGCACCACAACUGUUUGGAAGGACAAGGAUGACUGGGCAGUUAUGCUCACGACCUGUAUACCGAGCGGGAGCGCAAGCUCAUCAACCGGCGAAGAACCAGGUACCAGAGUUCUGUCAGCGCCCACCAGUCUGCGAGAGUCAAGGUUUGCUGAAUAAUGGCAUGACAGAAUGUCAAAAACCUUAAAGACUGUAAUAUACAGGUUGAUGAAUCCAGCUGAACUCCUCGCAUUAAAAACUACAGUCCCUCACUCCCCACUAGAUGAUCGCCAGUAGUAUUGCAGCAAGUCCUACGUAUUUGCAUCGUUACGAGCUGUGAAUAGUUCGUGAAAACAUAACGCUUCGAGAUGUGUACUGGUAUCUGACAUUAGAAAACUUAACUGCAGCGUUUCGGCCACAAGCCUGCGUACUGACACGUUUUUUACAUAUGACUACGGGCUGUUUGGUCGCAUGUCUUUUUCGAUGCGCCGAUAGACGUGCUCGCGUCCUGACCGUUCAGAGUUGCGAAAUAAGAAAAUUGUAUAUCAGUCCAAAAUACACAGUGACCUCUAGAAAAGACUUUUUUGUCCCAUUUUAGGGAACACCCACAGGGCGUAACAGUUGUUCUGGACAGCCGAUCUGGCGAGGACACCAAUAAGGGUAUUUCUCUCCUGCAGCCAAUGGGUCGCUACGUUAUCUACGGUCAGUAUACAGGUUUUUCACAUUUGUUUGAAGUUACUGCGAGAGUAUCCCUUCCUAUACUUCUACGCAGGAAUCUUAGCUAAAUAGUGUAGGAAAUAGUAUGAAACCCCAGCUCCCACCCCUCCCCCCCUUUUGAGGGAAUUCUAACUUCCCCCUUUUGUAUUUUAGGCAGUUCAAAUUUCGUAACCGGCGACAGGAAAAACCUCUUCAGCUUUGCGAAAUCUGUAAGACUUUGGACUGCUUUUAUAACUUGCCCUGACAGAAAUAUUGACACGUAGAAGCUACUGUGUGCAUAACCGUGCGGGCCUUUAUUACCGGAUGAUUCUUAUUAAUGCCGUUCACGUCUUUUUUGCAAGCAUUGCUAUGUAUAUUGAACUGGUAAAGAAGCGUAUUCGGAUAUAACCACACAGAAUAAAAUAGCACCGUAUCACGUAUCUAAAUACAGGAACAUAUUCUUCCAUCUACACGACCGCUUGAUUAUAUUAAACAAGUUUGGCAUUAGCAGAUUUGCGACGCGUUCUUGUCUGAGCCUCCACUGCCGCCUUCCCCGUUAAAGUCCUGCGUUUUUGAACUUUACCGCUUUUCUACGGGGUCAUAUCCUGCUUGACUAACUGACUGACCUGCCUACGUUUCAGAGUUUUGAAAUGAAAUGUCCUCAUUAGACAACAGGACGCAUAAACGCAAAGUGAAAUAUAUCCACAGUAGAUGUGCUAACUCAUGAAAUGUUAACCGAAAUUCUGAAGUACGUUCGUGACUCGAAAAUGCUACGUAAGCAGGGUGGCGAUAUAAGUCACCAUGCAGCACAAUCCCAAGAUACUUAUGUUAUAUCAGAAUGCCAGCUUUUCAAAUAACAUUUUUCCGGCCGCCUGAAAAAACUGCAAUUGUUAAAAAAAGACCACAUGGGUGGUAUGGAUUUUUCUCAGCGACUUUCGAUACCCCUAUAAAUUCAAAUAUAUUUCACAGAAAACACGCAUAAAAAUAUUUGUUCUUCUGCUCAUCUGGUGGAAAAUUGCGUCUUUUUCAAAUAGGUGUGAUUUAGUUUUAAAAAGUUUCUAAUUAUGUGAUCGUUUAAAAUAGUAAAUGCAAUUUUAUAAAACAUCGUGUCUCCGCAUUCGCUGAUGUUGCUUCUACAGUUUACAACAUGGCCCAAGUACACUGCUAAAUUUUGUGAACCCCAUAUAGUUUCCUCUUAAUACCUUAAAGAGGAUUUAUGCAUGAUUUUCCGUACGUGGAAAGUAUACAGCUUUUAGUUUCAAGACUCUGACUACAAGUGCAACGGCAAGUCGUGUUCAAAUUUAUUUGGGAAUUGGAAAAGUUUUUAAAACCGAAUUACACCGUUUCUUCAAGUACCAAAUUCAGCAAAGACGUACUUUUCUAUUAAAUGAGUAAAAAAAUGAAUAUUUUUAUGCAUGAUUUCUGGAAAAUAUAUAUGGAUCUAUAAGGGCAUCGGAAAUCAGUAAGGAAAAAUCAUGUUGUUUUAAUAGUAGGUUUUAUACAGUGUUGCUUUUGAAGGUAGCCGAAAAAACGUUUAUUCAAAAUCUGGCAUCUCGUAGUACCUCAAUUGUCUUGGAAUUAUAUUGCAUGCUAAGUAAUAUUGCAUUACUCUACCCAAGUGGUCUUUUCGAGUCGCGAACGCAAGUCAGUAUUUCGGUUAACAUUUCCUGAGUUAGCACAUCUACUGCACAUAUAUUUAUGCAAUUGCAUUCCGCCGGAGCGUACCAUCAGCAACAAUUCUGGAAAAGAGCGGGCAUAGGAUACGCUAUUAACCAUGGUUAGGCGCAAUGUGCGUUACUAUCAGGAAAUCAGUCACAUUCUAAACAUACUGACAUAUAUUUAGUGUAUUUGGGAUGGAAUAGACUGAACAUUCAUUCAGAGCUAGGGCUCAGUAGAAGAUGGAGUUCGUACAAAAGCGUUUUAUUAAAAAAUGUCACACAAAUUUGCAAUAGAUAGAUCCAUAUGCAUUUGAUCCUAUUGUGGGAUGGAAUUAUUUUAUUGGCUGUUUUGCAGCAUUUAACAAAACACAGUUUAAAAGGCACCUUUGAGUAAACACACAUCUGGGACGUAAAACGUUUUCAAUGCCGAUCUAACAUGGCAAGACAAAUUCAUGUUGUACCAUAAUUUCGUCCCCGCAUCGCUUUAACCGUGUUCAUACAAGUUAUGAAUAUCCUAAUUGUGUUAUUAUUAAUGUAUGAAAUGAUUACGGACAUUUGAAGUUAGUCAAAACUAAAAUGAACCUGGGACGACACGGACAUAAUGUUAGUAGUGUUAUUGGGCAUAUUCCUAAAAGUACUUCCGAAGUCUUGGACAGCCCUUAAUUUACUACCGCUUGUUUAAGAAUGAUAGGUAAUGUAAACGUUAAUUAGCGGCACUUAGUAGUUUACAUAUAGGAGAUGAAACAUCCGUUCAUGCUCCCUUUUUCUAAUUACCUUACGGACUAAAUACCGACUUACGAAAUUUUCCAAGUUAUAUAAUCUUAGCUAUUUUCUAAUCAAAUAGCUUUUAAAUGUUUUCGACGAGAAUCGAAAGAAUUUUAAGGGAAUCCGAACUAAUCUGAUAAAUGGGGUUUGGAUGUGCCUUUCCGAUUAUGGUUUGUUAUAUGCGGUUUCGACGCCUUUGUUCUUCUGCUAAAAGCGGGUCGUAGGCUGCUUACUGAAAAUCAACUAGUAUUAUGCAAAUUACCUCAUUUGCGCGAAUAUUUACGAACCUUUUACUAAAAAUUUCCGGCAUCCCUGAAUUAAGUAGAGAAGACCAACUGCAGUAAUUAUCUUUGUAUUGAUUGAAGUUGGCAGAUUGCCCUGGUGAUCAUUGUCUGCCAAGCAUGAUCGCAACUUAGAAGACUGCAUGAAUUAAGUCUUAAGAACCUUGCACUGUGAACUCUUAGUCAGGAGCGUUCGCAUAGCGAGUUCCCGUUCGGCAGCAUUCUGUUUAAUGCGAUUUCAAAAUUACAGCAACUGCCAUAUUUCAAAAUGUUAAUAGACCAAACAAAUUAAUUUAGAAAAUAAAAAGUAAUCGUUGUACUUACAGUAUGUAAAUAAACACACGAAACUUAUUGGUGAAAGUUGAAAUAUCAAUCUCAGGCAUCGAAAACGUUAACCCUUUUAUUUAAUUAUGUAGCCCAUUUUACAAAAUGUCCUUUUUGCAUGCGGAAUUCGCCCAUAACAUAUGUUUUAAGCUGAAUUGUUUAUAGGUCUAGGCCGAAAUCUGCGUUACCGAAUAUCAGACAAUUUCUUUCAUCCAUAGCUGAUCUAGGCUUGGUUUUCGCAACUGAGCUUGUUCUUUGAGAGUUCUAACAAACAAGACUUGUCACACAUGAAAACAGAUCUUUGUCUGAGAAAGGCCACGAGAGGUUUGCCGCGAACGAGCAGGCCAUGUUUAGAAAACCAAACGUCUUCUCAAUUUUUAAGGGUCAGAUUUCCAAAUCUGUGCGAUCUCAUGCACUAAAAUGAGGUAAAAGGCCCGCAGGUAAUCGUUUGUUAGCACAUUCAAGAACGCCAAAGUGACCAUGAUCGAAUAGGCAUUUCAAAUUAUUUACAUAUGACAGGAGACCUUUAAUGCGAACGGCAAUAUGUCAAUAUUUACGUGGCCACAUUUCUGUGCGUUCAUAUUUGUAGAGCAGGGCUAAAAUACAGCGAAGAAAGUGAAAAUGGCUGGAAUGUAAAGAAAAAUGUUGUUUUUUCGUUUUUGGCGUAAAAAUAUCAGCAUUUUUGAGAAAAGUGGAAACAAAGGUUAAAAGUUUCAUUUUUUUGACCUUACCAUACAAAAAGGGACAUAAUAUAUGGACAACCAUCGGCGGAAUACUGCAUUAAGCCAAUUUGUAAACAGGCAACUUAGUAAAAAAAGUAAUUAACUUGGACGGAAUCAUAUUCAUUGUUUAAGUGUGUUCGUUGAUUUCGACAAUGGGGUCUCGAUUUCAGGAAAUAUCUUUUUUGACGAUCUUGAUAAAUACAUAACAUGGGACCUAUCUUUAUGUGCAUUUGGCUGAAAGCACUGAAAAUCCUCGAGUAUUUACUGGUAUUUCAAGGACGCUGUGAGACUUGAUUGACUGCACUGUUGGAAAAGACGGCACACACAAAGCUGUUCGCCUCCGAUUAACCUGCCAGUUGUACGCAAAUUUGAAAGCUGCUGACCGGUCUAUCAGCGGAUGACCCUAUCGAAACUUUUAUUUAUCUAACGUCCUUAUCAGCAAAGUCAAAUGAAACCCUCAUUGUUUUAAUCAACCACGCAUAAUAAACACUAAAUAGACCAAGCUAAAUUAUUCACUUGGUUCCGUGUCAAACUUCCUAUAACAUUUAUACGCGGAGGAUAUUUAAUGAAAAUGCGUUAAAACAAUAGCCAAUAGUUGUUUUUGCAAAUUCUGUAUUACCCACUUUUGACCCAACUGUGGAAAACUCGGCCACUCGGUUGGAUUCGGACACACGACAGAAAAAGGAGGGUUUUAGUGCAGCCAACGUUCUCUGUACCUGAGUUACGAGACGCCUAAACUUGACUGUACUUACACUGUUUUCAGUCGGUUUUUGCAUGAACAAGCGUUAUACCCUCCUAAAACGCAGAUAUACUCAUAGGACAAGAAUGCCUGUGUAUUUGUCAUUUUCGACUUUCUUAAAAAAUUGUUGCAGAUGAUCAACGAAACUGUAUUUCUUAUAGUUAUUUUACGUUUUCAAUUAUCUGGAGGUCGUUCGUCUUUAGUUUGCUGUUUUAGUGAUUGCGUUAGAACUAGUUUCAGGUCGGCUAGUUAUUUUUGGUAAAGCUAUGAAAAUUGUAUGAGUUAGAUAACCUCUUAUGUGUCACGCUCUAAGGUGCGGCUUUUCAUCGUACUGAAAGUUAGGGAAGUAGCUUAGUCCUCCCGUUCCAAAAUUCACGUCGAUAGCCUGCAUAAUGCAUUGGCUAAUUUAUCUAAAAUUCCAUUUUUUUGAAAACGUUUCAAGGCAAAUAGUUAACGUUCUUUUUUACGAAUGCUAAUGAUCUUGAUUUCUCCGAGUAUUUUGGUCGUCAAAAGUAUGUUUCGGGGACGUUUAAGGUAUGAACUAAAAAGCAGAAUUUAUGCAUAUUUGGCGGAAGAAACUCUUUUGUGUUGGUUCUGCGUCCAGAAAUCCCAACUUUCAUUGGAUACUCAAGUUUUACGAGAUACUUUGCCUUCUCUGACAGUGGAUUCAAAUGGACCGAAUAAACCCACUGAAGCUCCAAGAGGAGAGCAAGGUCUUGGGAGGCUUUUCCCUCAGAUCCCUGAUUUUCCGCCAGCACGCCCAACUAAGUACUAUCUUUGAGGCCUGGCAAGAACUCAGCAAGCUCUUUUCCGAAAAGAAAAUUGAGCCAAUCGUCGACAGCGUCUGGUGUUUUGAGGAGGUACGUGAUUUUGUCUAAUCAUCUCAUGAUUUGUAUAAAGAUUUGCUUCAUUCUGCUGUGAGGUACAAUUAUCAGGAUGCACAGGGAGGAUCCUACUUAAAAGUACACUUAUCGAACAUGCUUCUUUAAGAACCUUUAGGACAAAGUACAGCAAACAGACCCUGUAACGAGAGCAGUUACGAUGAAUAGGGGAGAUUUAGAAGAGAUAGGUGCUUUCAGGUUUUUUAUGUCCAUCUGUGAUAAUCACUAAAACUCCACAAGCGUCCUAUAUGUAACAAAAAUUAGUACCCACAAACACCUCCCAAUCUGAUCCUACAAAGGCCGAGGGGAAGAUUUGCCCGGCAUAAAAUUAAACCCUAACAUCAAUAGCCGAUUGAAGUAAAUGCGAUUUUUCAAAACCCGCCGAAGCAGACCAAGAACUGAAGUAUGUUUCUUUAUCCUAGGCAAAAGAAGCCAUGCAAAAGCUGCAAGAAAGAAAUAACAUCGGCAAAGUUGUCCUCAACCCAAAGCUUCAACCAAAAGCUGUAAGUUCUUCUUAUUUUCGAUGUCCGAAUAGUAUGCAUGCGUGGUCGUUGUUUUCUUUUCCUUUGAAUUCGGUAUUGAUUAUAAAGUAGGUUAGAAAUCCAUGCCACAAUCACAGUAAUGUUUCCACUUGGGAGGCCGAAGAGCAAAGUCCCGUAAAGUCAAAGGUUUGCUGCACCAUCAUUGUCUAUGUUCACUGCUUUAUCGAAACCAUCCCGCACGGAUCGAACAUCAUUGAAGUUAAACCACAGACACUAAAUUAAUUUACUGCGAAUCUUCCAAGUACUGCUGAUCUAAGCUCGGAAACAGUAAACUCUAAUUUGAUGAGAACUUCAAAGGUACUAUGUCCGAUCCUCGAUGGCUUGAUGAGCUCUCCGCUACGCAAUGAUCUAAUCGCAUCCAACCUGUAAAAAGCCAGUCUGCGUUCUGCUCUUGAAUACUUUUCAAAUUAUCUUGAUCGGUAGUACGCAAACUGAAUAAUUUCAUGAAAGUAAGGUUUUUACAAAUCUGAACUAAAGUUUCUGAUGUGUUUUGCAAUUCUUGGCAAGGUAAGCGCUGGGUCUGCACCUCGAGGACUUGUUAUUUGAACCGGACGAAUAGAUGCCUAGCCUGGUGUUCCAGCAUUUAGCCGCGGGUGCACUCCCUGUGUUAGCGUCAAAUGGUUUUCUGCGUUCAUUAAUGUCUCGAUGACUGUCGUUUUCCCCUUUUUUCUUGAGCCGAAUAGGUUUAGGUCCUGCUUCACUCUAAAUAUAUUGUCUCCGACGAAAAGGACUACUUUUUGGUACGGCGUCUGUGGCUCUAUUCAGUCCUGUCAGCCUUGGCUAAAUAAAAUUAUCCUAUUCAAGAAUUUCAAGAAAACGAACGCCAAAAAUUUCGUCAAAGUCGUCAGGAAUAACUUCACCGUAAUCACAUGUAGUACCUGGCGAAUAACGUGGGUACACGAAAGAAUUCACAUCUGUGGAGCGUCUUCUGUUGGGGACGAGUAAACGCAGAAAUGAAAGACUUUAUGAAAUAUAGACAGUGUGUUAUUACCGACAAAGAAAAAGGAGACGAGGAUGGCCAUUUCUGGCUUAUUAGCCGUCGUCAACCAGUCAUACCUAACCCCCAAGUGUGGGACAUCCGAGGCUCGAACUCGCGACCUGUUAGUUAGAAGUCCACUCCUCUAAGCAUUGGGCCACUUGCUUGUUGCCCUAAUUUUGAGAACCGUAGCGUCUAUGGCGUGCAAUUUACUGGCCAAAUAGCAUAAGCUUGUAAAGGUAUCAUUCAGACCUUGGCGCUUAUGUAGUAAUUUUAGUAGAGACUAUUUAAUUCAUAAAGACUUGAUAAGUGGCAAUUUCACUGUCAGUCCAUGGUUAGUGGGACAAAAAUCAAAUCUGUUUUCUCAUUUUCAUAAAGUCCUUAGAUAAUCUGAAAGUCCGGUAAAUCUUUAAAGUUCCGGACAAAACACCCAGAUUGAUAGCGCUUGAGUCUUGCACCACGCAUCCUACCGACAAACAUUCCGUUACUUUGCAUCAAGGCAGCAGAAAGCUGUUGUACAGUUAAAUGGCUCAUCAGUAGGAGUUUUGCAAAUAUUAAAAAAAUAAAAGUGAUACUUCAUCGACAGAGAAAAGAAACUGAAAUGUUUACAUCUGGUUCAUUCUUGGUCUUCAGUUAAGAAAGCCACAAUCUGAAGCCAGAGGGACUUGGUAUGGCAAUAACCGAGUUGCAUUCAUUGUAAGGCCUAAUGCAAGAUUUUUAUUUUGCAUUAUAACCUCGAUUCAGGGACUUCAAUGUAGGCGCCGUGUCAACGAGCAGUUAGUGCCCAUACGGUAGCAGCAAACAGAAAAGAGGAGACCACGACGAUCAGCGAUAGCUCACUUACCGAAAGGAACCGGAGAUUUCAUUCGAGCCAGUGGAGAUGAAAGUCACAUGCUCUGUCCCAAAAUAAAGAUGGACUGGUUAGCAUCCCUCCUUAUUAACGAAAUUCCGGACUUGUGACUUGAAAAUCAAGUAAUUACUUGCUUCAGAUUUUCCACGUAUUAGCGUCGUUGUGCAUCGAAAAUCAUUUAGAGGCUGAUAAGUUGACGAGGUGAAUGCCCGUUUCUUUUCCAUACUUGGUCCUCUGGUCUUCCACACGGAUGUUUUUCGGAUUGGUACAGUAAAUCACUGUCUUUCCUCCUGUUCUUUUAACUCCCUUGCCAGCCUGAACCGGAGGUUAAGGCUACCGAAAACGAAGGCGAGGCAAAGGUGGAGGACAAGGAGACUGCGAAUUAG
Molecule: messenger RNA, 22387 nt
Organism: Spirometra erinaceieuropaei
Lineage: Eukaryota; Metazoa; Platyhelminthes; Cestoda; Diphyllobothriidea; Diphyllobothriidae
Source: the annotation of a GenBank genome assembly